Magallana angulata is the source of this 1172-nucleotide messenger RNA. RefSeq names its product tRNA (adenine(37)-N6)-methyltransferase-like. The transcript is spliced from 4 exons. Lineage: Eukaryota; Metazoa; Mollusca; Bivalvia; Ostreida; Ostreidae. The coding region runs from base 31 to 1104 and encodes 357 amino acids. The record is from RefSeq and is a predicted model, not a curated record.
UUUCCUUGUGUUUCCACGCUGUUUAUUAGAAUGCUUACUCUCCUUAUCAAAACUUCAUGUAGAAAUUUUCAUAAGCACUUGGAACCAAAAAAUAAGUUAAUAUGUGUGAGGUAUUGCUUCACGAAGAAGUUAGGAGAAAUAAAGCCGAUAGGUUUCAUGAGGUCACUGUUUUGCCACAAGAGGGGUACACCUCGCCAGCCCUCUAUCUGCCCCCAAGCCCGCGGCACUCUGACUCUGGACCGUCUGGUGGUCAACAACCCCCAGUAUACACUAGAGGGGCUGCAGGAAUUCUCUCAUGUCUGGUUGAUUUUUGUAUUCCAUAAAAACGAGAAAGAGUUUGUCCGGUCCAAAGUUUGCCCACCAAGGUUAGGCGGCAGGAAAGUGGGCUUAUUCUCCACAAGGUCCCCGCACCGGCCCAAUCCCAUCGGACUCUCCCUGGCUAAACUGGACCGUGUGGACGAUAGCACCCUGUUUUUGAGUGGAAUCGACCUACUGGAUGGUACCCCUAUACUUGACGUCAAACCGUACAUUCCGGAAUACGAUACACCGCAACCUUUGUUGACUGAUCAUAUGCAAUCUUGCUCUGACAGUAGUGUUCAUAACCACACAGACCAUCUCGGUACAGACAAAGAAGAGAAGGUGAAUUCUGGAUCUGAUACAGACUUAACAGAUUCGACGACCGAAAAGAAAAUAAAACACACGAAAAUUCCACCAGAAAAUUGUAUUGAAAAUUGUUUUUGUGAGGAUGAAAAUGAUAGUUACAAUAAAAAAGAUGUACACGUGAGAUCACCUGAUUGGAUAGUUCAACCCGCCUCUCCUAAAUUGGAAGUGACGUUCACAUCCAGAGCUACAAAUCAGCUAAGGAUGUUUUCACGUGAUGCAAAAGAUCCAGACUUCGUGUUAAAGUUCCUCCAAAAUUCCGCGGAAGCAGGGAGAACCAUUACCUCGAUCCUGAGCGAAGAUCCGCGGCCAGUUCACACCAGAAACCAGAAAAAGUUGUACUAUUUCACCGUGGACAAUAUACACAUCACGUGCUGGUUUUAUGAUAAUACUGUUGAGGUUAUUCGAGUAUUGCCAGUUUCUAAAGGAGAGCAUUUGAUAUAAGCAUUUUUUUCUGUUAUUAUUUUCAUAGAUAAUAUUCCCAUGCAGUCUAUAAAUCAGUGUUAUCCAAC